Molecule: messenger RNA, 495 nt
Organism: Lagenorhynchus albirostris (white-beaked dolphin)
Lineage: Eukaryota; Metazoa; Chordata; Mammalia; Artiodactyla; Delphinidae
Product: rho GTPase-activating protein 15-like
Exons: 1
Coding region: 1-495 (164 amino acids)
Biological process (GO): regulation of GTPase activity
Cellular component (GO): cytoplasm
Source: RefSeq, a predicted model, not a curated record
AUGCAGAAGUCUACAAAUUCUGAUACCUCUGUGGAAACACUGAAUCCCACCCACCAAGGCACUGGAGCUGUGCAAAUGAGAAUCAAAAAUGCCAACAGCCAUCACAGCAGGCUGAGCCAAAGUAAAUCCAUGAUCCUCACCGAUGUUGGGAAGGUCACUGAACCUGUAUCCCGGCACAGAAGGAAUCAUUCACAGCAUGUCUUGAAAGAUGUCAUUCCUCCACUGGAACAACUGAUGGUUGAAAAAGAAGGUUAUCUUCAAAAAGCUAAAAUUGCAGAUGGAGGAAAGAAACUAAGGAAAAACUGGUCUACUUCCUGGAUUGUUCUUUCUAGUCGAAAAAUUGAAUUUUACAAAGAAUCCAAGCAGCAGGCUCUGUCUAAUAUGAAAACUGGGCACAAACCAGAAAGUGUGGAUUUGUGUGGGGCAUAUAUUGAAUGGGCCAAAGAAAAAUCAAGCAGAAAGAAUGUCUUUCAGGAUAAUCUGAAUUAUCUGUGA